AUAUCCUGGACGUAUCGCUUACAAAUAGUUAUCAACCCAUGAACAAACAUAGUUUUCGGUAUUUUUGUUACCCACUGCUUCGUAUACAACUGUUUAUAGAUUGCUGAGGGAUAAUAUACAUUGGAAUGUCGUGAGAUCUAUUUCUAGUCAACACAAUAUACGAUCGAAAAUGACUUUCAGGGCAAAAUUAUCCCGGAACUGACUGCACGGCGACAAACCGACGAAGAGAUGACCUAUAUUUAUUGCUGCGCAAGGAUCCUUAAUCAUUGACGAAAAAAUGUGUUUACCCCAGUUCGCCCUUUAUAGUCGGCCUUGCUGUAAGUGACUUAGCCAAAAGCGAAUGGUUUCCCUUUGCACAGAGAGUAAAUAAUAAUGCCGUAUGUUUUGACUGCCAACGGUAAAGCUGACUCUGACUGCAUUGUCAGCGAACGAGAACUUCGGAUAACUACACAGGGCGGGAAGUCAAAAGAAUUAACAAUCGCGCUAGAUGACGUCAUAGGAAUAGAGACAAAUGACAUCGAGCUGAAUGCCUCCAUCAACCAAUCAAAAACUACAAAACCAAAAUGGUUGUGUAAGGUCCACUACAUUACGAGGAAGAAGUUAGUGUGGAAACAGAACACCUUGUGUGUAACAGGACAGGUGGAGGAGUGUCGGAGGUUCCUCUCCGAUCUACAGCUACACUUCCAGAAAGUGUGCGGCCAGCGCCCAAAGCGCCUCCUGGUGUUGGUGAACCCGAUAAGUGGUGGUAGAUAUGGGCAAAGUAACUCUAGACGAAUACUGCCCUUGUUUGAACUCGCUCGCAUUACUUGCGACGUAAAAGUAUCGGAAAGAGCGAAACACUUCGAGGAGAUGGUUUCUGAGUAUGAUCUGACCACGGUAGACGGUAUAGUGAUUUUCGGAGGAGAUGGCUCAUUCUCUGAAGUCCUAGCCAGGCUACUUAGAGUUACCCAUCAGAAGGCAGGUCUUAACUAUAAUGAUAUGAAUGGACCAUUUACCUCCAAUACCAUACCCAUAGGAGUAAUACCUUCUGGAACAGGAAAUGGUAUAUCUGUAACGCAGUACGGACACUAUGACACUGUUACUGCUGCCCUCCACGUCAUCAAAGGAAACACUGUUAAGAUUCCAUUAAUGGCGGAGUACUGUGAUGACGAACUGCUGGGCUAUGCCACGGUGGUUACUUGCUACGGCCUAUUCGCAGACAUGAUGUAUUAUACGGACAAACAACGCUGGAUGAGAAGAGCUCGUUACGCAGUCAUGCCGUUCUACAUGAUGUUUCUGAAAUCUCAGAGGCUCUUCGAUGCUGAAAUAACACUAACUGGCAGUCAACUCAGUGCAGCAGAUGAUACAGAGGGCUCCAAAAAAGAAGAAAAAUUGGCAGGGGAGUUCAGUUUGGUAGCAUUUUUUCCUGCAAAAGCUUUUGGAGUUACAGAAGGUGAAGUCCUUACUUUGAUAUUCCGACGUACCCCCAAAUCACACUUUUUUCGUCUUAUCGUCAAAAUGAUGAAAAGAGAAAUGUUAACGGAAGAGGAUUUCCCUACACUAACAAUACGACAGCCUUCCAGCGUCAGGAUAAAGGUUAAUCCAAGGGAUUUAGGCGACAACAAUUUCCUCAACUACCUCAUGAAUAUUGAUGGAGAAAUACACACAAUGAAAAAGGCCGAUGUGAGAGUAAAACUACUAUCGGACGCAGUAAACGUGUUUUCCUCGCUUCAUCUGUACCCCGACCCUGAUUCACAGUCGCCUGCAUCAACAACAGCGUCGAAGUCACCAUCUGAGGCGUGUGCUUCCGACAACUGAAGACAUAGAAAAGACACAAUCUAAGCCACACAGUUGAAAUGUGAAUAACUAGUGCCAUAGGUAUCCAGAUAUUUGAUUCCCAUUACUUCAUUAACUUUAUCAAUAUUAUAAAUAUUAUAUGAAUUUUAUAUUGCAAACGGUAUUUGCCAUCAAAACUACGUGUAUUUUUCUAGAGUUGAAAUACUGCUUUGGGCUACAAAAUGACAACCCUGCAUUGCAAUAUUUGAAGAGAAGAAUAUAUUUUUGACAUAUGACUAUGUUUUUGGCUCCAAGUAAAUGUAUUUUUUUUCUGGUAUAUGUUUAACUCGGUGUGGGUGCAUUUUAUAAAGCCUUGCUGUAUUGGCAAAUUGCACAAAUAUUUUUGUGAUGUAAUGGCAAUUCACAAAGCAAUCAUUCUGCUUAAAAUGCUAUCAAAAUAAAACCGUACAAUAUUGAUGAAAGUCAUAUUUAAUUAACUAUAACUGUUUUUGGCAUAAUAGAUUAUCAAAGUAUUGUAAUCUGUAUAUUGUACAGCUUAUGCUCUCUGUUUGAUCAGGCAUGUUUAUACAGUUCUUUGUGUAAGUCUUGUGGAGAAAUUUUGUUGUAUCCGACUGGACAGAAUACCUGGUAGUACACAUGACUCUGCUACAAGAAAUAUUAAAGAGGUUUAUCUUUAAAGUAAACAGGAAAAACAAUAUUCCUACAUAAUUUGAUUUAGUAACACUUUACAUAAUCAUAAAUGAUGAAUAUCUAGGUACUACACAAACGUCAUAGACAAAUUGGUACUACAGUACUUUCGUAAUAUGAUAAUUAAAUGAUUGGAUAUUGCGAUAUUAAAGAGGUAUGUUACCUUGACUCUGUUCUUUACAAAAGAGUUCCACUAUAAUCAAAAAGACUUCGUGAAUGCUCUAGACGCCACAUUCACUAUUUGGACUAUUUUUUUGAAAGAACAGUAAACAGUAAAAUUACGCAUAUUUUGAUUUCUGUGGAAUACGAAAUCAAUGGGUAAUUUAAAAGGAUAGAAAUGUUUUUAGAAACCAUACAUUAGUGCAAUAUGGUAAAAUUAGUUAUCAGCAAAAGUUUGCAUCAUGCAAAGUUAAAGUAUACAUAGGAAUAAAAAAAAAUACAUGGUUCAUGUCUCUAAAAGCAUUGCUUUAAUUAUCAACCGAUUUGAAUGAAUAUAUAUACAAGUGUUAUAAUCAUGAUAUACACAGUCAGUACCACGAGUUUACGCUUCAGGCUGCUGCAAUAACGGUCACUUAUUGCUUUCAUUACUCGACUGACUUAGUUAGGUGAACGUUCAUACUAAUAAAUCUAUAUUAAUUGGUAAGAAAAUCCAUCAAAGAAAUUCACAGUCAAGGUGCUACAUUCCGUGUCGAGGUCACUUACCUGGUGCUAUUUUUUACAAAAAUAUUUCUAUCAAUAAGUAUUUAUUAGUUGUUGAAAAAAUAUAUGAAAGAAAUGUUAUGAAAAUUAAUCAUGUAUACAUAUUUCUGACAACCCCAUUGAUGCGGCAAGUCCUGAAUUCAUUAAAACAAUUAAUGUGUAUUUCAUAUCCAUAGUUUUCAUCUAAUGCAUAAGUCUGACCAAUUUGUACUUAUUCUUUUAAUAUUCUUUAUUUACCUUUACGUUUUAAUUAUGUUUAUAUUAGUCUGUGUUGUGAAAUUAAAUGAUUUAUGAAAUUUACCAGAAUAAACUAUAUACUU
Messenger RNA from Pecten maximus, 3482 nucleotides. Its product is annotated as ceramide kinase-like. Lineage: Eukaryota; Metazoa; Mollusca; Bivalvia; Pectinida; Pectinidae. The record is from RefSeq and is a predicted model, not a curated record. The transcript has 12 exons. The coding region runs from base 373 to 1797 and encodes 474 amino acids. Gene Ontology annotation, molecular function: kinase activity.